Messenger RNA from Heterocephalus glaber (naked mole-rat), 2290 nucleotides. RefSeq names its product transcription elongation factor, mitochondrial (gene Tefm). The record is from RefSeq and is a predicted model, not a curated record. NCBI's taxonomy places the organism in Eukaryota, Metazoa, Chordata, Mammalia, Rodentia, Bathyergidae. Gene Ontology annotation, molecular function: DNA polymerase processivity factor activity; nucleic acid binding. Gene Ontology annotation, cellular component: mitochondrial nucleoid. Gene Ontology annotation, biological process: transcription elongation by mitochondrial RNA polymerase; mitochondrial transcription.
AAUACCAACCAAACUUCACGCCCGCCUCACCUCCCUCCAUCUCUUCCAAAUGGAAUACUGUGCCCACUGCCAAAGCCCUCUCCUUGUACCUCGCCCUUCUCUGAUACUCUGCCUGCAUUUUUUUUUCUUUUCUUUUCCUUUUGAGACAGAGUCUCGCUAUGUAGUUUAAGCUGGCCUCAAACUGGCGGCGAUCCUCCUGCCUCAGCCUGCCGCGAGCGCUGGGCUUACAGGAGUGCACCACCACUCUGGGCCCCUACAUCUGCUCUCUUUUCCUUGCUGAGCUUCUGAAACUUCACCUCUCUCCGAAUUGUUCCACUGUACCCGGGGGCAUCGUCCUGUACCCGCCUCCGCUCCCCACCACACUCGGCCGCACACUGGGUUCCCAUAGGAGCCAAUCUACGUAGCUGGGAGAAACACGGGGAGCCUGACCUGAAGAGUCCUUACGAACUACAGACUAAAGCUAGCCGAGGCGUUCGGUUCCAGGAAGAUUCGGCGCAGCCGCUGUAAGCGGCAAGUUCGGGCGAGAAGUUUCUUAGACACUGCGGAGUGAGUCUGCAGGACACCCAAGGGCUCGGCUUUCGGCGCCCUGCGAGCCGCCGCUCAGCCGGAACCUUUCUGCUGAGCAUGAGCCGCGUGCUUUGGGGCGAAGCACACAGGAACCGGAAAUUAGUGGAGGAGGACUGACCGUGGGAGCCUGGGACGGGACUUGGAAGAUGAGCGUCCGGUAUUUCCUCAAGGCCAGAAGUAGAAGUCCUGGAAUAGAAGGAAGGUGGACAUGCUUUCCAGUUCCACUGAAGUCGUCCCUAUUCCAGGACCUAUGUAAUUUCUGCUGUCGGAAAAAAUCCACUGAACCUGAAAGAAUUAUUACCAGUUUUGCUUCCUGUGGUAAAAAUGCAAAGGAGUCUGGAAAUGUACUUGAUAAGAUCUUCUCUUCAGAAGAGCAGGCUUCCAUCCUGCAUGUGUUGAAUACAGCAUCUAAUAAAGAACUUGAAGCUUUCAAAUUGCUUCGUGGAAGAAAGUCCAUCAAUAUUGUAAAGUACAGAGAAAAAUUGGGGCCGUUUCAGGAUUUGGCAAGUUUGAUGAAUGUGCCCUUGUUGCAGUAUGAAACUGUUGUUCAAGUUUGUAACUCAAUUCUUUGUCCAGAGACUGAAAAGAAAAAAAAGUUGCCAGAAAACUGGCAAUUGAGAAAGUUCAUCAAACCGGAUAUAGAAAGAGAGAGACUUAAGGCAGUUAAUAGUAUCGUGUCCAUUGUUUUUGGUACUCGAAGAAUUGCAUGGGCUCAGCUUGAUCGUAAAUUGACAGUGCUGGACUGGCAGCAUAAUGACUGUUGGAAACUAAGGAACAAAAUACCCCCAUCAUCAGUUUAUUUAGAAGAGAUUUCAUCAGUCAUUUCAGAGAUGCCAAAAGCAGAUUUCUAUGUUCUGGAAAAGACACCACUUUCACUUCAGAACCCAACUCUGUUCCCCGUUCUGUUACAUUUUCAUGUCACAGAAGCCAUGCUGUAUGCUUUACUAGAUAAAACUUUUGCCCAGGAUGGCCAGCAUCAGGUACUGAGCAUGAGUCGCAAUGCAGUGGGGAAACACUUUGAACUGAUGAUCGGUGACUCUCGGACUAGUGGAAAAGAACUAGUCAAGCAGUUCAUCUCCGAGUCUGUACUAAAGGAGGAUCCGAGGGUGUUCUUCCCACGAGAUAAAGUAGUGGACUACAGAGAGAGAUUUUUAUCUAGCUCACAUAGAAUAGAAGAGUUAUAUGAUUCAUUAUUACAAGCUGUUGCUUUCUAUGAAUUAGCAGUUUUUGACAGAGACUUAGAAUUCUGAGUUAAUGGAUCUCUUCUAAUAUUAUUAUUUUUUUUGGUACCAGGGAUUGAACUUGGGACCUUGUGCUUGUGAGGCAGGCACUGGAACCACUGAGCUAAAUCCCUGGCUAAUGUUAUAUUUAUAAAAUCUAAAAUUAAACCCAGCUGUUCUGAACACCCAUGUCAAAGGAGAAGAAAACACAUCUUGAGUAUAUUUUAGAUUUUUAAAGUUAGACUUGGCUGUGAAAUAGUACACACAAUAGACAAGACCAAAUCAAUAAAUAUUUUAUGAGAUUUUGAGCCUUUUGAUUUUAAAUGUUAAACAGUAAGGAUGCCCCCCUACCAACCAAAAAAAGAAAAAGAAACAAAGUUAUCUCCCUUUGAAAGCAAAUAUCAUCUAUGCUAAAGAUCUGCAUUAUUCUCAUAUUGUUAGAAAAGGGAAUAAAGAUUUUUCUGGGUGGUGUUUAUGAGAAUAAAGCAAAAGGCAGUUGGUAA